Molecule: messenger RNA, 2264 nt
Organism: Psylliodes chrysocephalus
Lineage: Eukaryota; Metazoa; Arthropoda; Insecta; Coleoptera; Chrysomelidae
Source: the annotation of a GenBank genome assembly
UUUGACAAUGACAGACAGGCAAGAUUUGACAUUCUAAGCGCUGGUCAAAGAAUUUUAUAAAAGGUUAAAUACACAUUAUUUGUUCUUUAUUAAGCUUUGUUCUUAAAUUUGCGAUAAUCAUGUCCGAAAACAGAGAGGAAAUUCUAGCCGACUUUCAAGCUUGUACUGGCAUUGAAGACGUUGCAGAAGCUAUCUACCACUUGGAUGAUGCUAAUUGGGAUUUAUUACGCGCAGUUAGCAGAGUCAUGCCCCCAGAUACGCAGAGCUUUCGUGCCCCCAAUCCAGACCCUGAUGUGAUGAUCGUCGAAGAUGAUUCUGAAAUCCCUAAUGCUGCAACAGCAGAUGCUGCUACAGAUGUUGCAGGGUUGGGUAACAGCAUUGGACAUUCUUCUACUGUAACAAAGAAACCAGCAGAUAAUGAUACCAGUUACCCAUCAACUUCUGCUGGAAAAAGCGGCACUAGACAGUUAAAAUUUAAUGUGCAGUAUUGUGAUAGGGUUAUUAAAGUGGAAAUGCCUGAAUCUGCAACUGUCAAUGAUCUGAAAUUAAGGUUACAAAGAGAAGUGAAAGUGACACCUUGCAGACAACUUCUAUCUAGUUGGGCUCGAUUAGUUCAGUAUGAAAACACCCCAUUCUCGAAGCUAAUGUUACCUGAUGAUAAUACUCUACAUCUCACUCUUAAGGCUGGCGAUGGGGGAAUUACAGCCGAAGAAGAGAACUCCGUAACCGAAAAACUAAAUGGAAUGUAUACAUUAAACGUAAAAUAUGAAGCUAGAACAUACAAUCUCAAAUAUCAGGGCACAAAAUCGAUUCUAGAAGUAAAAGGAGAUGUAUAUACAUUGACUAAUGUCCACGUUCGUAAUCAAAUAUGGAGCGGCUGGCCUCCGAACAUCGACGACAAUACUAUGCUGGCGCUAUCCGGAAUCAAUUAUCCGGAACACGAUUUGACGGUACGUCGAAACACACAAUCGAAUAAUGCUAGAGAAAAGAAAAGCAUGCCGGUGGUACAGAUAGACAGCGAUGAUGAUGAAUUUGAAGAUGCCUCGGAAAGUUUCAAUGUAGAUGAUGAAUAUUUUGUCGAAAAUGAAGGAGGAGCUGCCGGAAAACGGACAGAACCUCUAAUUCCAGAAAACGUAGAAGAUGAAAUUGUAGGCAGUAUUACAUUCUCAGAACAAUUUACCGCUAGAUACGGUCCUGUUCAUCCCGCCUUCUAUCAAGGAACUUUAGACGACGCUAUAAAAGAGGCCUGCUCAAGACCAGCCAAAGAUCGCAAGAUACUGGCCAUAUAUCUACACCACGACGCCAGCGUUUUAACGAACGUAUUUUGCACACAACUUUUGGGUUUUGAAAGUGUAAUGCAAAUGUUCGAGAACAACUUCAUACUUUGGGGAUGGGAUAUUACGUUCGAGAGCAACAGGCGCAGGUUGCAACUGUCGGUGACGACGUCUUUGGGUACGACGGCGGCCAUGAGUCUUAGAAAUAUACCAGUCGACAGAUUGCCCGUCAUAAUACUUAUAACGAAGAUUCGCUCGACUAUUGAGAUUUUUAGUGUAGUGUAUGGAAAUGUAGGUGUAAAUGAACUUUUGUCAAGUCUUAUAGAAUGCACAGAAGUAUUUUCCGAGCAUCAACGUGUAGAAAUAAAGGAAGAAGAGGAACGAACGGAACGAGAAAUGGUAAAAUUAGAACAAGAUUUGGCGUACCGCGAGAGUUUAGAAGCAGACCGAGCCAAAGAAGAAGCUAGAAGGAUACAAGCGGAAGAGGCCGACGAAACGAGAAAGAGAAUAGAGAACGAACGGGCGUUAGAAGAGGCGAAAAAAGAGGCGUUCAGGAAAGAAGUCGAAGCUAGUUUACCUCCUGAACCGCCUUUAGGUCAAGGCGACAGUAUUACUAAAAUUAAAUUUAGAUUGCCUAAAGGAGAGCACCUUGAGAGGAGGUUUCAGACCAACACGCCGUUAAAGGUGUUGUUGGACUUUUUAAUAGUUAAAGGAUAUCCAACAGAAGAAUAUAAAGUUAUAUCUAGUUGGCCCAGGAGAGAUCUGACUUCCUUAGACAAAAAUAACACUUUGAAAGAACUGAAUCUGUGUCCUCAAGAGACUGUGAUAUUAGAAGAGCGAUAAUUUCAUCACAUUCCCAUUAAAAAGGGUUAGGUUUUUAUACCGGCAUUUAAACAAUGUAAAGUUUAUUUAAUAUAUUUUUAAUUUCACGUAGUGUAUAAUUAAUUUAAAUGUACGCAGUCCGAUGAAUAUACAUUAUAUAAAAAAGCG